CUCCACCUUAUCGAGGCCGAGCGAUUCAACCACCUGCUGUAUACCGAAUUAGAACGGCUCUGGAUGGUCCACCCCGUUCCUUCGUCAUCAUGACCGCAGUGUCCGACUCCAUCAUUUUCCGCAACAUCUUUGCGACGCCAGAAUCCACUGCCAUAUGGUCUGACGAGCGGCGAACCGCAUAUUAUCUGCUCUUUGAGAAAUGUCUAGCUGAAGCGCAAGCUGAUUUAGGCAUUAUUCCACAGAAAGCGUGCGAUGAAAUCGUCAAGCGCUGCAAAACCGAAUACCUCGAUUGGGAGGAGCUCCGCAGACAGACCGAAAUAAUAGGAUAUCCCGUUCUGCCCGUUGUCAAGCAGCUUGUGAAGGGGGUCAACGAUGUUGAACCGGGACUUGGCGAGUACUCGCACUGGGGAGCAACGACGCAGGAUGUCACCGACACGGCUACCGUGCUACAGAUUCGGGACACGCUGCAAAUUCUUCAAGACGCAAUCAACGACAUAGUAAAGUCUACGAGAAUGCUUGCGGGAAGGCACAAGGAGACGCCAAUGGCCGCCCGCUCAAAUCUGCAACAAGCUGUGCCCAUCACCUACGGCUUCAAAUUAGCUCGUUUGUUGGCAACCUUUUAUCGCCACCAACAACGUUUGAACGAACUACGCGAACGCAUUUUGGUUCUUGAGUUCAGUGGAGCCGCGGGCACUCUCGCCACAUUGGACAAAGACAAUGCCAUGAAGUGCCAAAAGCUUUUGGCAGAGAAGUUGGGUCUAAAGGUCCCUGCGAUAGCAUGGCAUACCGAACGCGACAACAUCGCGGAGUUUGGUGCGUUUCUAGCAAUGCUCACGAGUACGUGUGCAAAGUUUGCACUUGACACCAAGAUACAGAUGAGCACCGAAGUUGGCGAGGUUUCGGAGCCAUACGUUCCACAUCGAGGGUCUAGCUCGACAAUGCCCCAGAAGCGAAACCCGAUCUCGUGCGCGUACAUCACGUCCAUGAAUGCCACCGUCCGCCAGCUGAGUGCUAGUCUGUUCGAGGCCAUGGUGGAGGACUUUGAGCGUAGCACCGGGCCGUGGGAGAUCGAGUGGGUUGUGCUCCCUCAGAUCUGCACGUUAAGCCAUGCUACCUUGAUGCAAACACGCAAUCUGAUUGAUGGGCUGGAAGUGCAUACCGAUGCGAUGCGCAAGAAUCUGCAGCUCACACACGGAGCCAUAGUAAGCGAGGCGGUCAUGAUGGAGCUCGGAAAAACGAUCGGGCGACAGUAUGCUCAUGAUCUGGUCUAUGACCUCUGUCGUAGAGCACAGCGUGAAGACAAAGCACUUGUGGACUUGCUUGAUGAGCACCCGGAAGUCAAUCUCACACGAGACAGGCUUCAGCAGCUCUGUGAUCCGAACAAUUAUCUCGGUCUGAGCGUAGAGAUGACCGAGCAGGUAUUGGAGCAGCUAAAGUAAGCCACGCGUUGAGAUUACGCCUGUUGUGAUCCUUUGAUCAUAAGAUGCCGCCUGAGGACAGUUGGUUUGCACGAUGGGCGUAAGUGCCGUUCACAACGUAAGACAAAAGGCGCCUCACGACAGGAAUGUUGCAGGUUGCUGCGUUGAGCAUGCUUUUAACAUUUGACGGAUAAGACUCCGCUAGCAAGUGAAAUACAAGCUUUCGAUACUUUUCUAAACAUGACAUAGCUC
Verruconis gallopava is the source of this 1670-nucleotide messenger RNA. RefSeq names its product 3-carboxy-cis,cis-muconate cycloisomerase. Bases 90 to 1439 code for a protein of 449 amino acids. Lineage: Eukaryota; Fungi; Ascomycota; Dothideomycetes; Venturiales; Sympoventuriaceae. Gene Ontology annotation, molecular function: catalytic activity. The record is from RefSeq and is a predicted model, not a curated record. The transcript has 2 exons.